This is a messenger RNA of Caenorhabditis bovis, 1662 nucleotides long. Lineage: Eukaryota; Metazoa; Nematoda; Chromadorea; Rhabditida; Rhabditidae. The record is from the annotation of a GenBank genome assembly.
AUGGUUAUUAAAUCGAACCUUCCCGAAAUUAAGAUUCCAGUUAAAGCUUUUCAUGAUUUCGUUUUCGAUGAAUGGCAUAAAUUCAAAGAUAACAUAGCUGCUAUUGACAAUGACUUAAAAGAACAACUUACUUUUCAACAAUUAAUGGAUCAAUCCAAAUUCAUCGCAAAAGCUUUGUUGAAUUUGGGAGUUGAAAAAAGUGAAGUUGUCUGCCUCGUUAUGGAUUGGUCCCCGACUGCAAUUUAUAUUACUUUGGGGGUUUCACUAGCUGGAGCAGCGUUUCAAAUAGUGAGCCCGAAGCUAAGGGAAUGGGAGAUGCAAUUUCCAGUGAUUGAAAGCGAAACUCGAUUCAUAUUUGCCGAUGAGCAUGGGAUCAAAGAGAUCAGCAAAUUGAUGGCAUCUCUCAAUAGGGACCAUCGAAUAAUUUGCACUGGAGGUCGGGACAACGCCCUGGGAUUUCCCAUUAUCUCUGAUCUUUCGCAUUCCGCUAGUCAGGAUUGCCUUUUACCUGAAAUUGACCCAGAAUUUGACGUUGUAUAUUUGCCGCAUUCGAGUGGAAUUCAUGGGAAACGCAAAGGAAUCUUAACGACGCACCAUGUUAUGGUUGCGAAAACAAUGGUUAUGUGGAACCCGUCCGAACACAAAGAAUUUAACGAAGGCGAAAUUACAGUAGCCAUGAUGCCACUACACAAACAAAUGGGUUUGGACUCUGUGUUUUGCUCAUUGCUUAGUGGGAUGACAGUAGUAACACAGAGAAAUUUUUGUGUGCAUACAUUGAUGACUUGCUUGCAGAAAUAUAAAGUUCGCACAAUUUAUUGCUCGCCGUUUAUGAUGAAUAUGAUGAUUUUUGAAACACAAAAUCACGAAUACACUAUUGAAAACUUGGAAACUAUAAUUACUGGAGCCGAUGCCGUCACAGAAGAACUUCACGAUGAGUUCCUUGCCAAAUUUCCUUCGGUGAAGAUGAUUGUUCAAACGUAUGGAAUGACAGAAGUUGGUUUGAUUUCGAGAACAUAUGAUAGCAAAUUUGUGAAUUCUUGUGGGCAACUUGCCGCGAACCUUGAGUUGAAGAUCAUCGACAUUCUUACCGGCACAGAGCUCGGGCCGAACGAGAAAGGCCAAAUAUUUGUCAAAGGACUUGCUGCAAGCUCUCCAUAUUUGAAUAAUCCAGAAGCGACUGCUGAGCAUUUCAUUGAAGGUUGGAGGAAAACAGGAGAUAUUGGGUAUUAUGAUCAGAACGAGAAUAUUCACAUCGUCGACAAGCUCAAAGAAAUGAUAAAGGUUUUCGGAUUCCAAGUGGUUCCAAAAGAGAUUGAAACCCUUCUUUUAACUCAUCACUCGGUUGAAGAAUCUGCAGUAGUGGCGAUUAACAACGAAAUUUCUGGAGAACGACCGGUAGCAUUCGUGGUCCUGAAAGAAGAUCAUACAGCGACUGAAGAAGAGCUGAAAGAUUAUGUGAACAGGCGAGUUAUUCGCUACAAGCAUCUUGUUGCAGUUCACAUAGUCAAAAUUUUACCGAAAUCGCCAUGUGGUACUGUUCUUCGUCGACUAUUGGCGGAAGCUGCGGUGUUGUCAGUAGCAGAAAUUGGUGAAAUUGAAAAGGAAAUGGUGCAAAGCACAACAAAAAGGAAAAGAACAGAUUCGGCAAGUACGAUAGCGUAA